Messenger RNA from Selaginella moellendorffii, 1444 nucleotides. Its product is annotated as GDSL esterase/lipase At3g26430. The record is from RefSeq and is a predicted model, not a curated record. The coding region runs from base 109 to 1269 and encodes 386 amino acids. Gene Ontology annotation, molecular function: hydrolase activity, acting on ester bonds. Lineage: Eukaryota; Viridiplantae; Streptophyta; Lycopodiopsida; Selaginellales; Selaginellaceae. The transcript has 6 exons.
ACGAAUUCUCCACCUAACCAUCGGAAUCCGCCACUGGAUCACCGAGGUUUACUGCUCGGUACGGCUAGCGAUGCUGGCAGGGGAGGACCAUUUAGCCAGUUUUGUCCGAUGCCAAGGAUGAGAGCGGUCAGAAUGGAGAGCACGCUUAUUCCAGUCGUGAUCGUUGCGCUCGUGUCGCUUGGCCAAAUCUCGAGAGUGGCAUCGGAGUGUGCUACUUUCCCUGCGCUCUUCAACUUUGGAGACUCGACCUCGGAUACUGGAGGAAUCCAGGCGGCAUUCCCGACCUUCAGCCAGGCGGAGUUUGCUCCUUAUGGCAUGACGUUCCCUGGGAAGCCGUUUCUAAGAUACAGCGAUGGUCGGCUCGGUGUUGAUUUCCUCUCUGAAGCUCUUGGGAUUCCCUACCUCAGUCCUUACUUCCAGUCUGUUGGAUCGAAUUACACCUAUGGUGUCAACUUCGCAACAGCCGGAGCUACAUCGCAGGCCGUGACAUACAUCAGCCCCUUCUCACUCAACGUUCAGCUCAACCAGUUCAGGGAAUUCAAGCAGAGAGUCCUUGCGAGCAAUGGAACAAGAAAUCUGAAUGCUCUUCCCUCGCCGAGCGUCUUCUCCAGAGCCAUCUACUAUGUGGACAUUGGUGGGAAUGAUUUUAGCUACGGCUACACGAGGAACAUGACGUUCGAUCAAGUCAAGGGGUACAUCCAUCAAGUGGUGGACGGGAUCAUCUUCCUCGUGAAGGGAGUGUAUGCCGAAGGAGGCAAGACGUUCAUCAUCUCCGACGUCGGCCCGCAAGGCUGCGUCCCAUACUUCCUCACCAAUUUCCCAAACUUGGCAGUGACUUACGACUCGGCCGGAUGCGCUCGAGAGUUCAACGCGGUGACGCAGUACUACAACGGGCUCCUUCGAAAGGCCUCGAGACUCAUGCGAGCCGCCUUCACAGGCACCACCAUUGUCUACCUCAACUCUUACGAUAUCAAAUACGCUCUCACGCUCAACGCUGCCAGCUACGGAUUCCAAUACGCGACUCGGGCUUGCUGCGGCACAGGAGGCGAUUACAACUACAACUUCGGGGUCCAGUGCGGGGAGUCGAAGAUCGUGAAUGGCAAGUCAGUGGUGUCCACGACUUGCAAGGAUCCAUCUCAGUAUCUCAACUGGGAUGGAGUUCACUACACCGAGGCCGCGAACAGGAUCAUCACCAGGCAGAUACUGAGUGGAAACUACUUCGAUCCAAAGCUUCCGCUGGACACCUUGUGUUCUCUCAACACCAUUUGAUUGCUUGCUUCCAAGGCACAAGCGAGAAAAUUUUGCACGAGAAAAGGCUGGGGUCUUUGUUUUCUUUUCUCCUUACAGGGCAACUGCGAAGUUCCAGAUGCUCAGAUUGGGCAUCCUGUCAAUGUCUUGCAAGAGAAGGUAAAAAAUGGCAGGUGAAACACAGAAAUUCACUGAA